UUCUUUUUUCUUCCAUAUUCAAUGUAAAGAUCAACUAGUCAUCUUCAAGACUUUCUUCCCUGUCCUCAUGAGGUGUCGGCAACCCUAUGCAAAGUCCAUCAUUGCAGUACACUAUGCAUCCAACAGAAAAUGACAUCCUCUUACCAAUCACCUCUUCACUGGAAAACUGAGGCUGCAAUCAAAAACUUCAGCCCCUUUUACAGUCGCCAGUACUCUGUGGCCUUCUGCAAUCAUGUGCGCAGUGAAGUAGAACAACAAAGAGAUUUAACAUCACAAUUUUUGAAGACCAAGCCACCAUUGGAUCCGGGGACCGUUUUGUAUGAAGCAGAACUAUGCCAGUUUGCCGAAGAUAUAAAGAAGUGGAAGGAGAGAUAUGUGGUGGUUAAAAAUGAUUUUGCUGUGGAGAGCUAUGAGAACAAAGAGGCCUAUCAGAGAGGAGCUGCUCCAAAAAGCCGAAUCCUUCCAGCUGGUGGCAAAGUGUUAACCUCCGAAGAGGAAUAUAAUCUAUUAUCUGACAGGCAUUUCCCAGACCCUCUUGCAUCCAGUGAGAAGGAGAGCACCCCGCCCUUUGUGGUCCUGCCGAAGGAUUUCCCCGUGUACCUGUGGCAGCCAUUCCUCAGGCACGGCUACUUCUGCUUCCAGGAGGCCGCUGAGCAGAAGAAGUUCCACGCUCUCCUGAGCGACUGCAUCCGGCAUCUGAACCAGGAUUACAUGAAGCAGACAACGUUCGAAGCCCAAGCCUUUUUAGAAGCCGUGCAGUUCUUCCGACAGGAGAAAGGUCACUACGGCUCAUGGGAAAUGAUGACUGGGGAUGAAAUCCAGAUCCUGAGUCACAUGGUGAUGGAGGAGCUGCUGCCAACCCUCCAGGCAGACCUUCUGCCGAAAAUGAAGGGGAAGAAGAAUGACAGGAAGAGGGCCUGGCUCGGGCUCCUCGAGGAGGCCUACAACCUGGACAUGGAUCAGAUCGUCAACUCAAAGAACUUCCUAACUGGGAAGAUCAAAGCGAUGGUGGCCCAGCCCGCGGAGAAAAGCUGUGCGGAGAGCGUGCAGCCAUUCCUGGCGUCCAUUCUGGAGGAGCUCAUGGGCCCGGUGAGCUCAGGAUUCAGUGAAGUGCGCUCACUCUUUGAAAAAGAAGUGGAUGAGCUUAGCCAGAACUUCCAGACCGGCAAAGACAAUGCCCAGCUGAAGGAGCAUCUGGACCGUCUUAUGAAUCUCCCACUGGAUUCCGUGAAGAUGGAGCCUUGUUAUAUCAAAGUCAACCUGCUCCAGGAGCGCUUGCAGGAUCUCAAGAGCCGCUUCAGAUUCCCCCACGUGGAUCUGGUGGUGCAGCGGACACAGAACUACAUGCAAGAGCUCAUGGAGAACGCAGUGUUCACUUUUGAACAAUUGCUUGCCCCACAUCUCCAAGGAGAGGCCUCUAAAACAGCCAUCGCCAUUGAGAAGGUGAAGCUCCGAGUCUUAAAGCAAUAUGAUUAUGACAGCAGCACCAUCCGGAAGAGGAUAUUUCAAGAGGCACUCGUUCAAAUCACACUUCCCACCGUGCAGAAGGCCCUGGCGUCCACCUGCAAACCAGAACUUCAGAAAUAUGAGCAGUUCAUCUUUGCUGAUCACACCAACAUGAUCCAUGUUGAGAACGUGUAUGAGGAGAUUUUACACCAGAUGCUCCUUGAUGAAACCCUGAAAGUGAUAAAGGAAGCAGCGAUCCUGAAGAAACACAACCUGUUUGAAGACAACAUGGCCUUGCCCAGUGAGAGUGUGUCCAGCUUGACCGACCUGAAGACCCCCGUGGGGUCCAGCCAGGCCAGCCCCGCCCGGAGAGCCUCGGCCAUUCUGCUCGGAGUGGCCGAUGGUGAGACCCCCAGUAACGACGUGUUCCCGGAACCAGAGGGAAAGCAGCAGCCUGGGGUCCCCAGUCCGUUGGCCCAAGGAGAAAGCCUUUCUUCCCCAGAUGGGGACGCGCAGGGGGUUCGUUCAGGCACCGGGGACCCUGUCGUGGACCCCCUGGCUGCAGAGGACACAGCAGGAGCCUGGGGCACCCACUCAUCAGAGCUGGAGUUUGCAGGGACUCCUGCGGACAGAGAAGCCGCCACCCUCCAGGAACCACAAUCCCUCUCUGCCUCAUGCUCCUUGAAGGAGCUCAGAAGUUUGUUGACGGUGACCGUCGAGGUACCCACGGUGUCUGCCACCCUCGAGACUGAAAAAGAUACACACCCGGAGACCGUUGUUCCCCAAGAAAUUGACAAAGAAGAGGAAAUGACCCAAACCCAAGUCCACACGGAGGCCACUGAAGCAGCUGCCUCCAAUCAGGACGACAGUGAAGAAGGUGGAGUCGGGGAGAGGGAGGCCUGUUCUCCAGCUGCUGAGGUCAAGGCCGAGGCCGGGGCCAGUGGGGUGGAGUCGGGGGGAUGUUCAGGGGCUCAGCCAGCCUGCGGGGGGCUCAGCCAGGGCCCCAGCGGCCCAGGCCCCACGGAGGAGCAGGCGGAGGCUGGAGAGCCCACCGGGAGGGACGCCCAUGAAGGGGGUAAGGCCGUGCCACAGGGAGGCUGCAUUUUAAACUCUGACCCCGUGGGCCCCAGGGAGAGCCAGGUCUCUGUGGAAGACGCAGUGGGAGGGAAAAGUGGCCCAGCCCAGGGUGCUGCCGGCGUGGGUGCAGAGGAGGUGAAGGGUCCCCGUGUCUACGAGUGUCAGUGGGUGGUGGAGAAUGCUCCAAACACCGACAUCCUAGGUCCACAGGAAGAGGAUGCAAGAGAGGGUCCCCCAGAGCAGCCCUCGGAGGAGUGAAAGGGACAAUUUGGCCAAAGUAUCUCUAUGAGCAAACCCAGCUAAUGGGUUAAUUAUGGGUACACUUAGGGGGUGCAUGGGAUUGUUACAAAAAAGUAAAAAAAAAAGUAUUACCUACUGCCUUAAUCUGUAGAAUGAAAUCAGAGGGGAUGCACACAGGGCACGAGCACUGAGGCAAACCCUUGUGGACCUGAGCUGUUCUGCCACGAAUUCCUGCUUUAGCGUUUUCAUAGGAAUUACACAGGUAAUGGCGGGUGCGGGGUGAGAGACACCUGAGGGUGUCCGGGGGAGGGAGUGGGGGUCGCAUUGAGGACAGAGAACACAGUAGGGGCAUGGUUUUCAAUACACUCUGCAGUGUCUUCUAAUGCACUUUAAGGCUUUUCCAUUCUUUGUAAGAAUGCAGAUCUGUGCUGUAAAUCCCACUACACUAUAUGGACUUCUCUGUCUCUUCAGGACUCGGCCUUUGCCCACGGUCAGGCUGCAGGAAAGGGUAGGUGGAGGGCACAGGCACCACCUCUGUGGGCAGCCCCACAGGGCCUGAGAGCUCAGGGAGGCUGGGCAGGAACAGAGGAAGGCGGUGGUCUGUGCAACUGUCUGGGCCUGGUACUAAAUCUGCUCUCAAUGUCUUGUCAAUUGAUUUGUUAAUUCUUAUUCAUUAAUCACCUCUUGAGGAAAUUCAGACGAAAAUUUCCCUGUCAUGUUUAAGCAUUCCAAAUUAGCCUUAAAUUGUGCAGAGAAAGAGCUUAGCUAAAUUAUUGGGCAUAAAGUCUUCCAAUUAAACACAUGUUAUUGAAACAGAUACUCUAUGCCACAUGCUGUGUGUUAGGCAUCAUACGAGAGAGAGAGAGAGAGAGAGAGAGAGAGAGAGAGAGAGAGAGAGAGAGAAGGAAAGAUAAGGUGCCUUGUUCAGUGUACAUUAAAAGGCCCAAGGGAAUUUACUCUAAGAAAACACCUAUUUUCAAAUGAUAUGUUUUCUGUGUUGGCAUGAAAGCUUCCUGUCUUUCCAUUAAAACAGUCCUGCUUCACUCCCAGAAGGAAAUAAAGUGAGUGCAU
Myotis davidii is the source of this 3834-nucleotide messenger RNA. RefSeq names its product family with sequence similarity 129 member A (gene NIBAN1). The record is from RefSeq and is a predicted model, not a curated record. The transcript has 15 exons. NCBI's taxonomy places the organism in Eukaryota, Metazoa, Chordata, Mammalia, Chiroptera, Vespertilionidae. Bases 130 to 2781 code for a protein of 883 amino acids.